AUGACUUCACUGAGAGUUGGCUGGUAUGGCCUUGGAUCAAUGGGCCUAGGAAUGUCCCUCAAUCUCCAAAAAUAUCUUCAAAGCAACAAUUUGUCGCCACUUCGUUACAGCAAUCGCACUUUGUCAAAAGGUGACCUUCUUCGUGAUCAAGGAGCCAUACCUGAAGAGAAGUUCGAAGAUGUUGUCCUAAAUUCGGAUGUAAUCUUUACAAUGAUCUCCGUUGACGAUGUUCUAAUUGAACUAUUUAACAAGGCCUUGGUUGCGGACGAUUCAUUGAAAGGCAAAAUCUUCGUGGACACUUCUACUAUUCAUCCAGACACAUCAGAAUGGGCCACAUCGCGUCUCAGUGAAUAUGGGGCAACAUUCAUAGCUGCUCCAGUAUUUGGUGCUAGCCCCGUGGCAGCCUCUGGGAAGCUGAUCUUUGCGGUAGCCGGACCUUCUACUGCAGUUGAGACAAUCAAACCUCUUAUUAUAAACGUCAUGGGACGCAGCAUCAUUGAUAUGGGAGAAGAUGUGCGAAAAUCGAGCCUUCUCAAAAUCUCGGGAAAUAUUCUCGUUAUCAGCUUCAUGGAAGUGAUUGCAGAAGCUCAUGUAUUCGCUGAAGUGACAGGGAUCGGCAAUCAACAGCUGGAGGAGUUUAUUGGCAAUAUGUUUGGUCCUGUGCUCGAAAGCUACUCAAAACGUAUUACCACUGGCACGUAUGCACCGCCGCUGGACACGUCUCCUGGAUUUGCAGCAGCCCUUGCAAGCAAAGACAUGAAACAUGCCCUCUCCAUCGCUGCCAGUCAUUCAACUCGUCUUCCAACGCUCGAGGUUGCGUCAGCUCGUCUUACGGCAGCCCGAGAAUAUGCUGGCGAGUGCUUGGAUAGUUCGGCCAUUUAUGGAACAGGACGAAUGGAAGCCGGUCUGUCUUUUUGGAGCGAAAACAGUCGACAGGGAAACUGA
This is a messenger RNA of Penicillium concentricum, 945 nucleotides long. RefSeq names its product NAD(P)-dependent oxidoreductase. Bases 1 to 945 code for a protein of 314 amino acids. The record is from RefSeq and is a predicted model, not a curated record. The transcript has 4 exons. Gene Ontology annotation, molecular function: oxidoreductase activity, acting on the CH-OH group of donors, NAD or NADP as acceptor; NAD binding; NADP binding. Lineage: Eukaryota; Fungi; Ascomycota; Eurotiomycetes; Eurotiales; Aspergillaceae.